Microdochium trichocladiopsis is the source of this 2177-nucleotide messenger RNA. Its product is annotated as Alpha/Beta hydrolase protein. Gene Ontology annotation, molecular function: glycerophospholipase activity. The coding region runs from base 114 to 1964 and encodes 616 amino acids. The record is from RefSeq and is a predicted model, not a curated record. The transcript has 2 exons. Gene Ontology annotation, biological process: macroautophagy; neutral lipid catabolic process; piecemeal microautophagy of the nucleus. NCBI's taxonomy places the organism in Eukaryota, Fungi, Ascomycota, Sordariomycetes, Xylariales, Microdochiaceae.
CUGCAUCGUACAGUUAUCUGCAGUGCACCGACCUGCUGCCUUGCUCUCGCACCCGCGCUGGACGCGGCGCCAGCCGGCCUUGACGACUGAGCGCCAAGCCCCUCGAUCUCGCCAUGUUCUCAACCCGCCGCCAGUCGCCUCUGGCCUGCCACUCGGUCGGAAAAGUCACGGCCAGGAUCCUUCUCUCGUUCCUGGCCUCGACCCCGGCGGUCGCGACUCUGGUCGACCCGCUCUUCACAGAUGCCACACCCAUACUCUCGCCCCUCCUGCCAGCCGAGCCGCCGCAGACGGGCGAGCAUGUACUCACUCUCCGUCACGUCUUCCAUCACGGUACCCACCAGCAUCCAGAUCUCCAUCGACGACGGGAUAUCACUGGACCAGAGGCUGAAAUAUGGCUCUCGAAAGAAGACGACCACCAGGCGGAGCGCGUCUCUGUGCUCAAGGCAAAGAGCAAGCCGCACAAGAUCGAGCGCAUGCGUGACAGGCGGCCGAGCGUCAUUGAUCCGCUCGUAGCGCAGGCUCGGCAACAGGGCUCUGUCUUUGCCAGCUCUCCCGCAGCUUGGACCAUAGAGGACGUCUCUGGUCCUGAUGUGACGGACAAGGAUACCAUCCUCUCCAUGGCCAUCAUCACAGCCAACGCCUACGUGGAGAAGCCCGGCAUGCCUGACUGGGAAGAAGUCGGGCGGCCAUUUAACAGGACUGAGGACUUUGGCUGGGAGAGCGAUGGCUUGCGCGGCCAUAUUUGGGGCGACGAGACUAACUCGACCAUCGUCAUUGGCCUCAAGGGCACUUCCCUGGCUGUAUUUGAUGGCGAAGGCACCACGACCAACGACAAGGUCAACGACAACCUCUUCUUCAGCUGCUGCUGUGGUCAACAAGGGCAAUGGACUUACCAUCAAGUCUGUAAUUGCGCCUCUGGCACAUAUCAGUGCAACAACACCUGUGUGAGGCAAGCUCUACAGGACGAGAACAGAUACUAUCAGGCGGCUCGAGAGCUGUAUGCAAACGUGACGGAGUUGUAUCCCGAGGCCAACAUCUGGGUUGCAGGGCACUCUCUUGGCGGUGCUGUUAGCUCUCUCCUCGGCUUGACAUACGGUCUUCCCGUCGUCACUUUUGAGGCAGUGCCUGAAGCCAUGGCCGCUUCACGGUUGGGUCUCCCUGUGGCGCCUCACUCAGACCCGUUGUACCACCAGACACGCGAGUACACGGGCACCUUCCACUUCGGCCACACAGCGGACCCCAUCUAUAUUGGCACAUGCAAUGGCGCAACUGCUUCAUGUUCGUAUGCAGGCUACGCACUCGAAUCAUCCUGCCAUGCCGGAUAUGAGUGCACAUACGACACGGUCGCAGACAAGGGGUGGCGAGUUGGCAUUGGCACACACAAGAUCCGAUCCGUGAUCAAUGACAUCAUCAAGGUCUACGACACUGUGCCAGAAUGCAACUACACUCCCGAGUGCAGAGACUGUGGCAAGUGGAAGAUGUUCGAGAGCAAUAGCACAGACUCGACGACUUCGUCUACUAGUUCGACCACAUCAAAGACAAGAACGCGCACCGCGACUUGUCAGACACCUGGCUGGUGGGGCUGCCUGGAUGAGACCACUACCACUGUCACCACCACGACGAGUACAUCCUCGUCAAGCAUAUCCACAACAUGCAAGACGCCGGGGUGGUUUGGGUGCAAGGACGAGACGACCACUACUACUCGUAGCCACACCAGCAAAUCGACGCCAGCCAGUACUCCUACCACAUGUCUUACUCCUGGGUGGUGGGGAUGCAAUGACCCGGUUGUGACGACCACCUCCGGUAACGGCGACACUUCCGCGCCACCAAUCACUUCGCCGCCUUCAUUGCCCACUUCUACUGCUGCUGAAGAACCGAAACCAACGACGGAGAGCUCAUGCAUAAGCCGAGCCUGGUAUGGUGGCUGUAAGGAAUAUGGCACUGCCGAAGUAGGCGAACUAUAGACCAUUGAGCAAAACCUGCAUCUGGUUGUAUGCAAGGUAGAGGAGCAUUCACAUUUGUUUGAGCGAAAUUGACAUUAUAGAUUAUACACGAACUAUUCAAGUUUUGCAAGUCUCUCAGAUUGACCAGUUCAGCAUCACUGGCGGUGGUGCUCGGAAUCCUCGCGGGGGUGUCACAAACAUUGGUAAAGCCCGUGAACAUGAGCCAGUUGCAUG